AUGCUCCGCGGGACAGCACCGCGUGUCUGCUGGAUGUGGAUCCUGCUCUUCAGUGUGCUGAUAUGGAGGGUUCAGAGCGCCGGUGCGCAGAGCUGUCAUGAGGUCAAAACCGCUUUCCAGCUGCGGCAGGUCGGCUCAUUGCGGUGGGUUCCGGAGACAGCAGCUACAGAUGCAGAACUUCUCAUCUGUAAACACCAGGGUCCCACAUGCUGUACCCGCAAGAUGGAGGAGAGCUACUACUCAGCUGCUCAAAGAGACACACUCCAAAACAUUCUCUCCUAUAGCUUCGAACUCAAGUAUCUCAUCCUGGGCCAUGCUUCUUCCUUCCAGGAUACCUUCCAUUCCCUGCUCUCGUUCACUCUAAAUCAUACCAACUCACUUUUCGACACCACCUACGAGACAAUCUCCCAAGAUGCAAGACCACUGGUGUCCACCCUCUUCAAUGACCUUGAUCUCUACCUUCGAGGCGAUGAUAACGUUUCUGUGGAACACUCGGUUUACAGAUUUUAUGACAAACUCUUCCCAUUGGUGUACCAGCAUCUGGUCAAUCCUGGCUUGGGUUCACCUGUUUCAACCUGGUCUGCCGAAGGAACUGAGUGCCUUCGUGCCACACGGCAUGAUAUCUAUCCCUUUGGCCAUCACCCACAAGAACUUGCUCAAGGACUGUCCAAGGCGCUUGUGGUUGGUCGUGCCCUCAGCCGGGCACUGGCAGUCGGUGCAGAUGUACUUAACAUCACAGAGUCUGUGGGCAUGGGACGAGUGUGUGGACGUGCACUAGUGCGCAUGUUGUUCUGUCCUCACUGUCGAGGACUGACCCUGAUCCGGCCAUGUGGAGGCCUAUGUCUCAACGUGAUGCGAGGUUGCCUGGCAGGCGUGGCUGAGCUGGAUGCUCCCUGGCGAGACUAUGUAUCGCUUCUGGAGAAGCUGAGUGGGGCAUUAUCAGAGAGAUAUGAAGUGGAACUGGGACUUCUACGCAUCCGGGAAAGAAUUAAUGAUGCCAUCCUCACUGCGCAACUGCACGGGCCACAUCUUAGCGCCGUGGUUGGUAAAGUCUGCGGGUCCUUGACCGAAUCGGUUUCUUCCACUCCAGCCAAUUCGACUUUGGGAAGUUUGACUCCGUCAGUGAAUCCCAGCCUUGAACUCCAAACCUCAAACACAUCCUCCAGCCAUACAACACUACCUGACACAGGCAACCAACAUGAGCACAUAGCUCUCAAAAGACGGUCUCUGCCUCUGAAAGCAUCCAAAUAUGACAAACCCAGGAGCCUGAAAAAGAUUUCAAAGGAGUUUAUGGGCUACAUCCAGCGGUACAAGUCUUUCUUCUCCAACCUGCCGGAGAUGCUGUGUGAGGGGGAGGUGGUGAUGGAUGAAAACACCUGCUGGAGUGGAGAAGACGUGGUGGAGAGCUAUACAGGCCACGUGGUGGGGAAUGGACUGCAAGCCCAGAAACACAACCCAGAGAUAAAGGUCAAAACUGCAAAUCCAGUCCUCGUCAGCGUGAAGGAAAUGCUAGAGCACUUCAACCAGGAGAUGUGGGCAACGACUGGUUUGGGCACAGGUGGCACAGAUGUUAAGGAGUCCAGCAGUGCAGAAGGCAGUGGCGAGUGUGAUGAUGAAGACGGCUGUCAGGGUUCGGGACGCGGAGACGAAAGAGUGCACUUAAUAAAAGAAAACAUAAGCAGUGUUCAAAUUCCAUCCCAGUAUGGCAAAAUCCCAGUCCAGCCUCCUAACAAUGGACCCAAACGAGAUGUGCAGACCAGCGGAGUCACCCACAUCCCAACCAUCUCCUUCAUCCUACUUCUUCCUCUUUUACAGCUCCUCCUGUGGCCUUGA
Molecule: messenger RNA, 1833 nt
Organism: Danio rerio (zebrafish)
Lineage: Eukaryota; Metazoa; Chordata; Actinopteri; Cypriniformes; Danionidae
Gene: gpc5b
Product: glypican 5b
Biological process (GO): regulation of signal transduction
Cellular component (GO): extracellular matrix; plasma membrane
Source: RefSeq, marked provisional